GAAAUAUAUAGUGGUAAAUAUCUGAAGUACACAUCAUUUGCUGACUAGUAUAUUUUGAUACGUCACAUAAAAUUACAUGCAAGUUGGGUUUCCUGCUAAGCCACACUUCAGACGCUGGUGUUUCCAAGGCUGGCUGGGUAACUAACAACGAUUGACCGAAAGAUCAAGAUGGGUCAUCAGUAAAUUAACUUUGAAACUCGUUCAGUGUUUUCUUUCGUUUUGAUUCGCAUGUAUUUACAAUAAAUUUGUGAUAUUAAAUUAGUAGUUAGAAUGGAGCGCGACUGGCGAAUUACGGCAUUUUCAAUAGUUUUAUUUGGAUUAUUUACAAUUUGCUUAACACAGUCAGAUCCCUGUCCAAAUCCACCGUAUGGGCAAACAGGAGACUGCAAAGUACUCACUGAAUGUGAAAGCUUGUACCAUAUUUUAAAAAACCGUCCCAUUAAAGCUGCCGAUGCCAAUAAAUUGAGACAGGCGCAAUGUGGAUUCGAAGGUACGUUACCAAAAGUAUGUUGUCCUCUCGAUGAUAGACCUCCAACAACUACUCAGCAAGAAAGUUAUGGAAGUGCAAAACCUGCAGAUAGCAAUCUUUUACCAUCAACAGAUAUAUGUGGAGUAGCUACUUUAGACGAAAAAAUUUUAGGUGGAAAUGCUACGGAAUUAGACGAAUUCCCGUGGAUGUGUUUGGUGGAAUAUGAAAGAGAUAAUAGGAAACAUGGGUUUUAUUGUGGAGGUGUAUUAAUAAAUAACAGAUAUAUUUUGACGGCUGCUCACUGCGUCAAGGGAAAAGAUCUUCCAAAGUCGUGGAAGCUAGUAGGGGUGCGGUUAGGAGAAUAUAAUCUCGAUACAGAAGAAGACUGUAAAUUAACUGCCAAAGGAACAAAUAUAUGUGCUCCCGCUCCGAUUAAUGUGGCUGUGGAAGAGAAAAUUGCCCACGAACAGUACAAUCCUAACGAUCCCAAUCAGUACCACGACAUUGCUCUUCUUAGAUUGAGUAGACCAGUUACUUUCACUAAUUACGUGAGACCUAUCUGCCUUCCAAAAACUUCAGCUACCCAAGGAGAAUAUGUAGGAAAGAAUUUAUUCGUUGCUGGAUGGGGUAAAACUGAAACAAGAUCAGAAAGUAACAUUAAACUCAAAUUGAAAAUUCCAGUCAAAUCUAAUAGAGAAUGUUCGAGAACCUAUACUCAAGCAGGUGUGCAAGUAAAUUCGGGACAAUUGUGUGCAGGAGGAGAGAAAGGAAAAGAUUCUUGUAGAGGUGACAGCGGAGGCCCUCUAAUGACAUUCACUGUUAAUGAAGACGGCAAACCUGGUUGGUACAUUAUUGGUGUAGUUUCCUUCGGACCUUCGCCUUGCGGUAUGGAAAAUUGGCCUGGUGUCUACACAAGAGUAGAGAACUACGUCCAGUGGAUAGUAUCUAAGUUGAGGCCUUGAUUUUAUAGUUUUAAUUUAUGUUUGGAGGAUAUUUCCUUGGACCGUUCAAAAAACUUCAACAUUUCUAGCAUUUGAAGAAAAUAA
Diorhabda carinulata is the source of this 1515-nucleotide messenger RNA. RefSeq names its product CLIP domain-containing serine protease HP8-like. Gene Ontology annotation, biological process: proteolysis. The coding region runs from base 271 to 1431 and encodes 386 amino acids. The record is from RefSeq and is a predicted model, not a curated record. The transcript has 7 exons. Gene Ontology annotation, molecular function: serine-type endopeptidase activity. NCBI's taxonomy places the organism in Eukaryota, Metazoa, Arthropoda, Insecta, Coleoptera, Chrysomelidae.